GUUCAACGAAAAAAUAUUGCGAAAUUAAUAAACAAACAUAGAAAUAAAAAGUAAAUUCAACAAGUACAAAAAAAGGUAAACGUAACGAGGAACCCAAGUUUUCGAACAAUAUAUUGAGUAUCUCGUUUCUAUCUUUCAAAUGAUAACUGCAAACCCCUAAGUUGUCUGAUAAUUGGAAUCAUUGAGUAAAUUCACUACGUACACCGCCAAUUCUAGAAAAUAAAUCCCACUUACAAAUGUCCAUAAUCCUGUGCUAUCGUACCUAAAUCUGUCAUUUGUUAUACCGUUAUCAGAGAAAUGGGAUCUCUAAAACACUCUUCGCCCUUGUUGGCUAUUAACUUAUGUUUGUUCAUGUUUUUUACUUUCAUUUUUUUUUUUUUUCUACCGCUUCAAUUUUAUUCGGAAUAAUACUUAAGCGUAUCUCUCAUAUGUUUGUUCGGACCAAUCAGAUAAUCGAUCAACGUUUCACCCUGUGGAAUCUACUUUUUUUUAAAGUUCGUUCGAUAUCCCCGAAUUCAGUUCAUUCGAUGAAUAGCUACCGAACUUAGCUGUGACUAAUUUGAACUUUGAUAAAAAGGCAUCGCCAUGACCGAAACGCUCGUCGAAAACGCCAAGGUGGCUGCCGCUUACAGAGCAGUAGAGCAUCAUGUCAAGGAAAAAAAUUCUCACAGGAUUGGUGAAAAGUUCAAAAAAGGUUCACCGAUCGAAGUUACCCGCUUGGCAUAUGCGCCGGUGAAAAAUUAUAUCGAAGAAAAAUACGGUGGCAAAGUUAUCCUCAGGAUGGCUGGACCGGCAGAAUAUGGUCACGGUGAUUUUUUUAUGGAUUGGCAAUUUCCGGAGGGAGUCGAGGACCGGGGUAAAAUAAAUAACGAAAUUCUAUUGAUGCCUGGAGUCAUCGAGACCGGAAUUUUUAUUAAAAUGGCACAUAAAGCGUACUUUGGAAUGCCGGAUGGCAAUGUUUUCGAAAGAACGCCACUAAAUAUUAAUUAA
This is a messenger RNA of Athalia rosae (coleseed sawfly), 990 nucleotides long. Its product is annotated as ribose-5-phosphate isomerase-like. Gene Ontology annotation, cellular component: intracellular membrane-bounded organelle. Gene Ontology annotation, molecular function: ribose-5-phosphate isomerase activity. Lineage: Eukaryota; Metazoa; Arthropoda; Insecta; Hymenoptera; Athaliidae. The transcript is spliced from 3 exons. Bases 586 to 990 code for a protein of 134 amino acids. The record is from RefSeq and is a predicted model, not a curated record. Gene Ontology annotation, biological process: pentose-phosphate shunt, non-oxidative branch; D-ribose metabolic process.